Ictalurus furcatus (blue catfish) is the source of this 5114-nucleotide messenger RNA. Its product is annotated as HHIP-like protein 1. Gene Ontology annotation, cellular component: membrane. The transcript has 9 exons. Lineage: Eukaryota; Metazoa; Chordata; Actinopteri; Siluriformes; Ictaluridae. The record is from RefSeq and is a predicted model, not a curated record. The coding region runs from base 2203 to 4965 and encodes 920 amino acids.
GCUUUAAAAAUGUCGCCUAUAUAAUCUAUCCACAACAUCAACACGUUCUUAAAAUGUGUUCGAUUCAAUGCGGGUGACAGUGGCAAUAAAAAACUUGUUUGAGACAACCUCAAGGUCUCAAAAUGUAAACACUAGAACUAGAUUGCGAAACUUUGAUGAAUAUAGUAAUAUAAAGCAUAUAAACCGAGUUAAUUUACAGAGUCCUGUCAGUAAACUCAACAGACUGUAUUGUGGGUUAUAGUUUUGCAUGAAAAUGAUUAAACUCAACAGUCAAAAAAAAAAAAAAAACCACCAUGUGUCACUUCUUUCCUAAUACUUGGUUAUGCUUCCCCUAGCCAAUUCCAAGACUGCUCCAGAGUUCCUGUCAAUCUUGCUAACAAGACUUUGAGGCCUAUUUUUGUUAUUUCACCUGUUGUUCCUUAGUGGGGGUGUUUGUGGUUUUUUGGUAAUGUGAAAAGCUGCAAUUUUGGCCUUAUUUACUUCAAGAAUAAGAAAAAAGAGAAGCUGGUGAAGGAAUUGUUUCUAACAAGAGGAACUAACUUUAUUCUGACUUGUUCUACAACAUGAAAUGUAACACGUCAUGGGAAAAAUUGCAACAUCAUGCUUUAAUAAACAAAAAAUUUGUUAGCUUUCGCAAGCUUUAGCUGUGGUAUAAGAGGAAUAAAACACUUUGGGAUGUGCUGUUAUUGUAAAAUAAUGAACUUUGGGGUGCUAAGAAAUAACUUGUUACACCACCCAGUCAGUGAUUUAUUUUCCUACAAGAGAACACCCAAGUGUUUUAUUCUUUAUGUAUAUCACAUUCAGAUACAAACUUUCAAUGUGAUAUAAUUCUGAUUGUUUCAUUAUUAACACUUUAAUAUACACCAUUAUUUGACCAUUUCUGUGGAACGUGUGUGAAACAAUAAAAUAAAUCUCUUAAUAUGAAUUUAAUUUGUUUUUCAUUUUGUCCUGGGGUACACAGACCUUUGCACACAACUACAUUGUCUGUAAAGUGGUGUAUAUAAUAUAUUAAGUGAAAGAUUAGAUUAAGACUGCUGGGGAGUAGGGGUGUAAUGAUGCUUCGUGAAAAAAAUGUGAUGAUGUGCAUCAUGGAAAUGUGUGAUUCACAUUGUGGGAAUCAGCAUUCUAUUCAAUUUUUUUUUUUUUUUUUUAAAGUCCCUUGUAAUAAUGCUAUUGCACUGUUUGAACAGCAGAAGUCCCAAUCUACACAACCCAUAGAGUUAAAAUAUAUAGAGCAUGCGCUGGGCCUGAUAGCUCCAUAUCACAAUGACCGACACACAAUAUAGGUUAUAUGGUUACACAAGCAUGUUAAAAAAGAGCUUUUCAGUAGCUUUCAAGCAACCCCAGCCCCAUCCCACUGUGAUCUAUCCUGCCCUAGAAAAAAUUUCUGGAACUCGGGCAUUUUAACCGACUUUGGAGCUCUAUUUGUGGUUAAAAUGAUGCCUCAGGCACUGCUCCAGUGCUCAUUAUGUUUCAACCAGUCAUUUUUUUCCCCAGGUCAGAGACUGUGUUUGUUCAAAAUUUGGUGAGGAAUUAUCAAUAUCUUUAUUAAGAUAUGUUGAACCUGUAAUAUAUUUUGAUUACAAUAUUAAUCUGCUGUUUGCAGCAACUUGAUUUAUUUAGUUUUAUACAGACUUUUUGCAUUGUUUACACUUCAGAAAUUUUAAAAAAAAGGUCACUAUUUUUCAGUCAUGAUUUUCCUUCAUUCAAAUUUUGUUCAAAAUAUUCUGAGAAUUGAAUUGAAUCGAAUAAUGACAAGAGUGUAUCAUUACAUCCCUAAUGGGAAGAGAUUCAGCAUAUGGGGGAAGGGUGACUACAAGUUUGUUACAGAGGCCAGCCACAAAGGGUAGGAAUGCCUUGAGAAUGCUUGAGAAAAGGGAGAAAGAGUAAGAAGGCGGGAAUGAGAGGAGGAGACAUUGGUAGAGACGAGGAGGAGGGAGUGGAGAAGUGUAUGUGUGUGUGUACAUGUGGCUGGAGCACAGACUGUUGAAUGAGACGGCCUUGUGCGACUUCAAUCUGUUCAUUCUCUCUCCACUAGAGCACAAGUCCAAUGAAAGUGUGUGUGCAUAUGUGAGAGUGCUGACAGGCAUCCAAGUUAGCCCACAAAUAAUUGAGCAGCUGGAGCAGAACACACAAAAAAGGCAUUCCUUAUAAUUCGUACCUUUGUCUGCCGGGACUCCUUCUCUCGUUUUCUUCACUGCCAUGAGAUUAGUAAGACUCUGGAGAGCUGGGCUUCUCCACUUUCUGCUUUGGCUCCUCCUGAGCUUCUUGCAUACAGAUGCCCACCCGCAAUGCCUGGACUACAAGCCUCCUUUCCAACCUCAGGAGCCGCUGCGCUUCUGCAAAGAGUAUUCCAAGUUUGGCUGCUGUGAUUUGGAACAAGACAAACAGAUUUCAUACAGAUUUGACCAAAUUAUGGACUACUUUGAUCACUCUGGUUUCAUGGCCUGCGGGAAGUACAUCCGCAGCAUCCUGUGCCAGGAAUGUUCUCCUUAUGCAGCUCACCUGUAUGAUGCUGAGGAUGCAAAUACUCCCAUGCGUGAGCUCCCCGGCCUUUGCCGUGACUACUGCUCUGAUUUCUGGCAUCACUGCCGUUACACACUUAGUCUGCUGACAGACAACAACAUCACUGCCAUCAUUGAGGAGGAUCGGGAAAAAUUCUGUGACCAUUUGGAGCUGAAGGAUCCAGAGUACUGCUAUCCCAACGUUCUCACCAGCGACGAGUUAAACGCUAAUCUGGGCAACGUUCAAGCUGAUCCCAAGGGCUGCAUUCAGCUUUGCCUACAGGAAGUAGCAAAUGGCCUGCGUAAUCCAGUGGCAAUGGUGCAUGCAAAUGACGGCACACACAGAUUCUUCAUAGCUGAGCAGCUGGGAUAUGUAUGGACUUACCUCCCAAAUGGUUCAAGGAUUGACAGGCCCUUCCUAAAUCUCACCAAAGCGGUGUUGACCUCCCCGUGGGCUGGGGAUGAACGUGGAUUUCUCUGUAUUGCCCUGCAUCCUAGGUUCAGCAUGGUCAAGAAGGCAUAUGUCUAUUACUCUGUAUCUGUGAGCAAGCAGGAGAGGAUAAGGAUCAGCGAGUUCCUUUUGUCAGACACGGAUAUGAACAUGCUGGAUCACUCAUCUGAAAGGACCCUUUUGGAACUUGUGGAACCGGCAUCAAACCACAACGGAGGCCAGCUUCUGUUUGGUUUGGACGGCUACCUUUAUAUCUUCAUAGGAGAUGGAGGAAAAGCAGGAGACCCUUUUGGCAAGUUUGGGAAUUCCCAAAACAAAUCUACUUUACUAGGCAAAGCUCUACGAAUUGAUGUGGACAACAACGAUGAUGGUGCCCCAUACAGUAUCCCCUCUGAUAACCCUUUCAUUGGGGAGAAAGAAACAAAGCCAGAGAUCUACGCCUACGGAGUCAGGAACAUGUGGCGCUGUUCCAUUGACAGAGGAGACCCGAUCACGGGCCAAGGACAGGGCCGCAUGUUCUGUGGAGAUGUUGGCCAGAACAAGUAUGAAGAAGUGGAUAUGAUUGAAAAAGGGGGCAACUAUGGAUGGAGGGCAAAAGAAGGGUUCUCCUGUUAUGACAAUAAACUCUGUUUAAACUCCUCUUUGGAUGACAUCCUACCAAUUUUUGCUUAUCCACAUAAAAUUGGGAGGUCAGUGACUGGUGGUUAUAUCUACAGGGGCUGUGAGAUGCCAAACCUUAAUGGUCUCUACAUCUUUGGGGAUUUCAUGAGCGGACGACUCAUGUCGCUUAACGAGAACCCAGACACUGGAAAAUGGGACUACACCGAAAUAUGCAUGGGCAAGGACAAGACAUGCCGCUUUCCAAGACUGAUCAACAGCUACUACAAGUACAUCAUAUCGUUUGGUGAAGAUGAGGCAGGUGAGCUAUAUUUCCUAGCCACAGGAACGCCGAGUGCAGCUUCCAGAGCCGGAGUAGUGUACAAGAUAGUGGAUCCAUCCAGGCGAGCACCUCCAGGCAAGUGCAGCAUCAAACCCACUCCUGUUCAGAUAAAGGGCAAACUGAUUCACUUCCAUCCUAAAGCAGAGUUUGUGAUCAACAAAAAACCUACAACCACUGCCUCCCCCAAAACCAAAGCAACUACUAAACCCAGCACAACCAUGGUUCAGGCCACACCAAGAAAACAUACGACUGCCUCUCCAAGGAUCCUUACCCAAAAGCCGAAAUUAAGUGCACCAACUCAGAAAUCAAGGAAACCUACACAAAAACCACAGAUUCCUGCACCGAAGCCAACUUUCAAACCACUAAUGACAAACCCUACUGUUCUUAGGAGACAUCAGUCACCAACUGGGACUGUGCACCCACUCCAGAGCACUACACUGAGGCCACAGUAUAUCACCACUUUGAAAGUGAGAUCAGAAACUACACCUCGUAGGACUCCUCAACCAACCACAUUACGUCCAUCUACCAAGCAACCACACAUUUCCAGCAACACCCAUUCAUAUUGGCCUGCCUCUAUAAGCACCACCACCAGACCUGUAUACUGGACUUCAGCCUCCCUCAAGACAUCCCUACCAACAGAGAGGCCUAACAAAAGAGGCAGGGGGCAAGGCAGAAAAAAUGGCCAAAGAAGAGGUAAAGGGGGUGGCAGAAGGUCUCGCAGCGGGAAGGUGAGACUUGUUAGUCCUGAUCCGAAACAGUCAGAUCGUGGACGAGUGGAGAUCUUCGUGAGGGGUGAGUGGGGGACGGUGUGUGAUGACCUAUUUGACAAUAAGGCAGCAACAGUGGUGUGCAAGCAGCUGGGAUUUGCUAGAGCACUGAGGGUAGCGAAGCCUGGCGAAAUGGGACGUGUGGCCACUAACCUCCGGAUCCUACUGGAUGAUGUGGAAUGUGAGGGAACGGAGAGGACACUGCUGCACUGCCAACACGCUACAGUCGGCAAUCACAACUGCUCACAUGCGGAGGAUGUAGGGGUGGUGUGUAGCUCCGAAGAGGAGAAUGCUGUCAAGUGAUGACCAUUUCCCAGUCCACUCUUGAAUGACUGAAAACAUUGGUCUUGCUCUUGAUUUGUUUGUAAAAUGGUUAUGAAAUACUUCAGCACCAUCAAUCUCAGCCUAAUUUUAAAUAUGUGCAGAGAAUUACUUUUUAAAUGAAUAUUGAC